This is a messenger RNA of Erythranthe guttata (spotted monkey flower), 2522 nucleotides long. Its product is annotated as EXS (ERD1/XPR1/SYG1) family protein. The record is from RefSeq and is a predicted model, not a curated record. Lineage: Eukaryota; Viridiplantae; Streptophyta; Magnoliopsida; Lamiales; Phrymaceae. Gene Ontology annotation, cellular component: Golgi apparatus; plasma membrane; trans-Golgi network. Gene Ontology annotation, molecular function: phosphate transmembrane transporter activity; inositol hexakisphosphate binding. Gene Ontology annotation, biological process: cellular response to phosphate starvation; phosphate ion transport.
GAAGAAAAAAAAAAUAUAUUUUUGUUGCAGCAGAGAGAGGAAAGAUGAAGUUUGGGAAGGAGCUAGCUUCCCAAAUGGUGCAAGAAUGGCAAACAGCAUACAUGGACUACGACAACCUCAAAUCACUGCUCAAAGACGUCAUGAUUUUCCGACAAGAGCACGCGCUGACGUCAUCUUCUCCAUCGGGCCCGGAGGCCCGAUCGAGGGCCCUUAAGAGGAGGCUCACCAUGUACCGGGCCUUCAGCGGGCUGACGAGAGGAACCACCGUGAAAACCGAAGACGAAGUAAUACUAGUGAGCUCCGACGGCGGCGCCGCCGCGGAAACACAUUACCAGACCAUGUUCCUCAAAUCCUCCGAAGAAGGCGGAGAGUACGAGAUGGUGUUCUUCAGAAGACUCGACGAAGAAUUCAACAAAGUUGUCAAGUUUUACAAGGAGAAAGUUCAGGAAGUGAAAAUGGAGGCGCAAGAAUUGAACAGACAAAUGGAUGCUUUGAUUGCUUUAAGGAUUAAAGUGGAUAAACCUUAUGUAGAACACAAAUUUUCUCCCCGCCAAAUUAGGGUUCCAAACCCUGCUCCUGCAACUGUACUUGCAUCAGUCAAUCCAGUCAAGAAAGGAGUGAGAAUGGAUGCAAUACAUGAAGUUGAGAUGAGCAGUGAAGAAGGGGUUAAUUAUGGGGGUGGAUUGGAGAUGAGGAACAAGAAAAACAAGAAUGAUAUUAAUAGUUUUAGGCCUGCUCCUUUGGAGAUUUUGGAUCACGUGAAAAUCAAUGUCGAACCCAAUACUCCGGUUUCGACUUUAAAGAAUGUUUUGGGGAGUUCGAAAUCUGAUCUUUCUUUCAGCAAAGAUGAACUCAAAAGAGCAGAGGAGAAAAUGAUCAAAGUCUUCGUCGAAUUCUGUCAGCAGCUUCGACUUCUUAAAAGCUACUGUUUCUUGAAUAUGCUUGCAUUCUCCAAGAUAAUGAAGAAGUACGACAAGAUCACUACAAGGAGUGCUUCGAAAUCGUACUUGGAGAUGGUUGACAAAUCUUACCUCGGAACUUGCGAUGAGGUCAGCAAACUCAUAGAAAGAACCGAAGCCACAUUCAUUAAACACUUUGCGAACGGAAACCGCAGAAAAGGAAUGAAAUCUUUAAAACCGGGCCAUAAAGUAGAGAGGCACCGAACAACCUUUUUCCUUGGUUUAUUUACGGGUUGCUCAAUCGCACUAGCUGUUGCUAUUAUAAUCUCGAUACACGCUCGGGAUCUUCUUAAUCACGAAAGACGAGGGGAGUACAUGGAGAGCAUAUUCACACUCUAUAGUUUCGUUGGAUUCAUUGUCCUACACAUGGUUAUGUACGGAAUGAACACGUACUAUUGGAGGCAAUACCGUGUGAACUACCCUUUUAUAUUCGGAUUUAAACCAGGGACAGAAUUGGGAUUUAGAGAAGUACUCCUCGUUGCUUCCGGCCUUUCUGUACUCACAUUGGCUGCUGUGCUUUCGAAUCUCGAUAUGGAAAUGGAUCGAAGAACUGAACGUUUUCAGACAUUAACUGAACUCGUUCCACUUGCUCUAGUCCUUGUUGUUCUUUCGAUAACAUUUUGUCCUUUCAACAUAAUAUACCGCUCGAGCCGAUACUUUCUCCUUUCUUGUGCAUGGCACUGUCUUUGUGCUCCACUUUACAAGGUUACACUUUCUGACUUCUUCUUGGCAGAUCAGUUAACAAGCCAGGUGCAAGCAUUCAGAAGUAUACAGUUUUACGUGUACUACUAUGCAUUAGGAGAUUUCAGAAAGAGAUCGAACAAAUUCCUCGGAACCAGUGUUUAUGAUCUUUUGUACAUCGUAGUAGCCAUUAUUCCGUAUUGGUCGAGGGUUCUUCAGUGCCUUCGGCGAUUAUUCGAGGAGAGAGAUCCGAUGCAAGGGUUUAAUGCCCUAAAGUACUUAUCAACUAUUGCAGCACUUGUUAUGAGGACAAUGUAUAGUCUUAAUCUUAGGAAGCCCAUGUUUUGGAGAAUCAUGGCUGCAUCUACUUCGGGUUUUACGACUGUUUAUAAUACUUAUUGGGAUAUUGUAAUAGAUUGGGGUUUAUUGCGAAAGAAUUCGAAAAAUCCAUGGCUGAGAGAUAAGCUGCUUAUAUCGAACAAAGCUGUGUAUUUUGUGGCUAUAGUAGUGAAUAUUCUUUUGAGACUUGUGUGGAUGCAGUUGGUUCUUGAUUUCAACGAGACGAGGUUUCUACAUAGGAAAGCCAUGGUUACCCUUGUUGCCUGCUUGGAGAUUAUUCGUCGUGGCAUUUGGAAUUUCUUCAGAUUGGAGAAUGAGCAUUUCAAUAACGUCGGAAAAUAUAGAGCAUUCAAAUCAGUGCCGUUGCCAUUCCACUACGAAGACGAAAAGAUUAGGUGACAGAAUACAGCACACAUUAUAUGUUUUUGUGUAUACGAAAAAAAAUCGAAGGGUGUGGAAUAUUAUUUUCUUCAUUUGUAUUCUUUUCACAUUUGUAUCAAUGUACACACGAAUAUUCGUUCAUAAAUGCAGUUUAUUUACUUC